AUGUACUCUGUUCCAGAUUAUUGUCAAUUGUUGAAAAUUACAGCUGUACUUUGUUUCACAGAUUCCAGAGGCGGUGUUAAAGAAGUAUUGUUCCCAAAAGCACUAGAUUUAACCCGGCCGAAGAGGCCAAGGACAAUGUUUUCUAAGGCGCAGUUGGCGGAUUUAGAGAGAGAGUUUCAAGAGAAUCCAUAUCUGGUCGGCGAAAAAAGAUCGAAACUGGCCGCAAAGUUGGAACUUACUGAUACCCAGGUAUAUAUGAUUGCUUGCUUACGUUCCUAA
Enterobius vermicularis (human pinworm) is the source of this 279-nucleotide messenger RNA. NCBI's taxonomy places the organism in Eukaryota, Metazoa, Nematoda, Chromadorea, Rhabditida, Oxyuridae. The record is from the annotation of a GenBank genome assembly.